UUUACCUUCAACUUAAUUCAGAGUUAGAGCUCACAUUACUACUUUCUAUAUAGUUGAAGGCACAAAUAAAAAUCAACAAAAUGUCUCACAAGCCACCGGAAUUCAAGUUUCCCAUGCACAAUAUGCAUUUUAAACAGUCAAUGGGUAUAUUGAGAAAUGCCUGUUUACUUGCCUUAGGAGCACCAAUUCUAUUGUACAUGUUUCACAAUGCACCUCACCAAAGGAAGUACACUUCCUUCUACUCGAACUAUGAUCCCUUGGAUGCAUUUGAUCGCAUGAUGAGCGGAGGCUACAUUAACUCUUUCCCACCUGGCAGUGGACCCAAAAAGGAUAAGAAAGAUAAGAAGAAAAAGAAAUAGAUACGGAAUUCAUUAACAAGACGGGGCAUAUAUCUAAUCAACACUGCAAAGGAGAUCUUACACGAAUUUGAGUUCUAAGAAAUGACAAAACACAAUCAAUUAUUAAGCUACUAAAGCUUAAAAGGAGCAUUGCAAACAAACAGCAUAGAUAAGGAUAAAAGAUUAUCUAUCUGGACCAAUAUUUCAACACAAUUUAAACAUUUUUGGACCGAAAUGAAGUUCGAGAAUUAAUAUAAAUUCGAAAAGCAACAACAUCUCCCUGUGAUGACCAUAAACAUUGAAUAUAAUUUGAACAUUGAUAACUA
Messenger RNA from Drosophila serrata, 664 nucleotides. It is a transcript of the gene COX6CL, whose product is annotated as Cytochrome c oxidase subunit 6C-like. NCBI's taxonomy places the organism in Eukaryota, Metazoa, Arthropoda, Insecta, Diptera, Drosophilidae. The record is from RefSeq and is a predicted model, not a curated record.